AUGUUCAAGCUCCUUUGCGUCGUGCUGCCCGUUGUGGCCAGAGUCGCCGUGGCCACUCCAGCUGCUCUCAAACCGAGAUGUGACGAUCCGACAGCACAUCCGUCACCACUUACCGAACCAGCGUCGAUUAUCCCGACUGAUGACUUGCCGUUUGAUCUUCCACCGAUCGAACUAGAACCCAUAGAUCCCACAGAGCUAGAGACAUUCGGUGUAGAGGCGCCUGGGAUAUCUGUUUCUCCAUCACUACCGAACGAGCCUAGUCCUGCACCAGCAGACUUUGAGUCUUCUGCUUGGUCUCCUUCUCCAGCAUCACCGCUGCGUCCUAACCCCAACUUUCCCGGGCUCGACAAUGCCACUAAUAAGGACGAUGGACACAGCUCUAGGAAGGGAUAUUCCGAUUCCUCAAGGAGAAAGAAUGUCGUCUACUUCACCGACUGGAGCAUCUAUAACGCAGGCUUUCUGCCUCAGUAUCUCCCCACAAAUGAGAUUACGCACUUGCUCUACGCGUUUGCCGGAAUCGCACCAGAUGGAUCUGUUAUCUCGUUUGAUCCCUGGGCCGACGAGCAGAAACUUCUAGGCAAGCGUGACACCGUCCACGGCGCAGUCGAGCAAGUCUUUUUGCUCAAGAGCAAGAAUCGCCACAUGAAGACCCUGCUAUCCGUCGGUGGCUGGACCGCGUCGCAAGAAGGACAGUUUGCGCCCGCCAUUGGUUCUGCUGAUGGUCGACGCCGCUUCGCCGAGACUGCGGUUAAGCUGCUCGCCGACUGGGGAUUUGAUGGUAUUGACAUUGACUAUGAAUACCCGGCGACGCCAGAGGACGCACGGAACUUUGUCUAUCUGCUUCGAGAGGUUCGAGCAGCCUUGGACAACUACGCAGCCCGCCACGGCCAGCGCUAUCGCUACCUCCUCACCGUGGCCACAUCUGCCGGGCCUGAGCACUACAAUGUUCUGGAGAUGGAGGCGAUGGAUCAGUAUAUCGAUACCUGGCAUCUGAUGGCAUAUGACUAUGCUGGUAGCUGGGACACUGUGUCUGGGCAACAGUCCAACGUCUAUUCUGACCAGCACAACCCCAACAGCACAAAGUUCAACACCAACCAAGCAGUGGAUGCCUAUCUUAGACGAGGCAUCGACCCUAACAAGAUUGUUCUCGGUCUUCCCCUCUAUGGCCGCUCGUUUGAGAACACUGACGGUCUCGGUAAGCCCUACGAUGGCAUCGGGCCGGGCACUAUUGAGCCGGGAGUUUAUCUCUACCGCGACCUUCCUCGACCUGGUGCGAUUGUCCACGUCAACCGAUAUACCCUCUCUGCGUACUCUUACGAUCCUUCGACACGGGAACUGGUUUCCUUUGAUAACGUCGAGACGGCGAGACUCAAGGCAGGGUAUCUCCAGAGCAGGGGCCUUGGCGGCGCCGUCUUUUGGGAAGCUUCGGGUGAUCGUGCUGGAGAAGAGAGUCUGAUUAGGACGCUGGGUAGAGAGAUGGGUCAUCUCGAUUAUUCCAGAAAUAUGCUGAGCUAUCCGGAGAGUCGGUAUGCCAAUAUUCAGAAUGUGUCGGGGUGA
Messenger RNA from Trichoderma aggressivum f. europaeum, 1557 nucleotides. Its product is annotated as CAZyme family GH18. Gene Ontology annotation, biological process: chitin catabolic process; carbohydrate metabolic process. The transcript has 3 exons. NCBI's taxonomy places the organism in Eukaryota, Fungi, Ascomycota, Sordariomycetes, Hypocreales, Hypocreaceae. Gene Ontology annotation, molecular function: chitinase activity; chitin binding. Bases 1 to 1557 code for a protein of 518 amino acids. Gene Ontology annotation, cellular component: extracellular region. The record is from RefSeq and is a predicted model, not a curated record.